GAAUCGGGGUCCUAAACGGGUUGGGUCGGAACAGGGGGAGCUACGUUCCCGCACGUGACACUACUCAUUCUCCUUUGCCAAAAUUUCUUCUCUCCUCCUCGCCGUUACGGCUUACCCUCGUCCUUUCCCGUUCACGCAAGAAAGAAAAAUCAACAGGAUAAGAGAAGCCCAUUUGUAGAAGACAAAUCGGAGAUCUGGGGGAAAAAAACCGGGCAGAAUCAGAUCUGUCGGGAUCCGAGGCCAAUAUUUUCCGGUUGAUCCAAGCAGGCGCAUUUAUCUCAGCAUAAGUCGAAGAGGAAAAAAUGAUGAAUAUAUUCAGAUUAGCAGGGGACAUGACCCAUCUCGCCAGUGUUCUUGUUUUGCUCCUCAAGAUCCACACCAUUAAAUCCUGCGCCGGCAUUUCUCUGAAGACUCAAGAGCUCUAUGCUAUUGUCUUUGCAACUCGCUACUUGGAUAUAUUUACGGAUUUCAUCUCACUUUAUAACACUUUGAUGAAGCUAAUAUUCCUGGGAAGCUCUUUCUCAAUUGUCUGGUACAUAAGGCAUCACAAGAUUGUCCGGCGAUCUUAUGAUAAAGAGCAAGACACCUUCCGUCAUCUUUUUCUUAUAUUGCCUUGCUUUCUUUUGGCCCUCGUUAUAAACGAGAAAUUCACUUUCAAAGAGGUGAUGUGGACAUUUUCCUUGUAUUUGGAAGCUGUUGCCAUACUUCCUCAGCUGGUCUUGUUGCAAAGGUCAAGAAAUAUUGACAACUUGACGGGGCAAUAUGUUGUUCUUCUUGGGGCAUACCGAGCCUUGUACAUUUUAAACUGGAUCUAUCGCUACUUCACUGAGCCUCACUAUGUCCAUUGGAUAGCUUGGCUAUCAGGGCUUGUUCAGACAUUGCUUUAUGCUGAUUUCUUCUAUUAUUACUUCCAAAGCUGGAAGAACAAUGUGAAGCUCCAGUUACCCGCUUGAACUGAAUUCAGCAUGUCUUCUGAAAUGAAAGACUUUCAAGAAAGCUCUACGCAUCAAUGUAUUAAUCUUUUUUUUUUGGAACCAAAUCAAUGUACGUAUUAAUCUAGUUACCGGUUCUUGGCCUAUUUGUUCUGUUUCCACUCCGUCUGAUGGUAAAUUUUAGCGGGUAUGUUAAGCACUGGAACUUGUCAUUGAUUUUUUCGAAAGGAACUGGAGAUUUAAAUCCCAAAUACCAAAUUGUUUGCAGCA
Molecule: messenger RNA, 1202 nt
Organism: Rhododendron vialii
Lineage: Eukaryota; Viridiplantae; Streptophyta; Magnoliopsida; Ericales; Ericaceae
Product: ER lumen protein-retaining receptor
Exons: 6
Coding region: 303-953 (216 amino acids)
Biological process (GO): endoplasmic reticulum to Golgi vesicle-mediated transport; protein retention in ER lumen
Cellular component (GO): cis-Golgi network; membrane; endoplasmic reticulum
Molecular function (GO): ER lumen protein retrieval receptor activity
Source: RefSeq, a predicted model, not a curated record